CGGUUGCCGGAACGAUUUCCUUUUCCCGUCUUUCUGGCUGCUCGUGGUCCAGUGCAGGGUGUUCGGAAUAAUCCGAGCACAUCCUAUAAUCGCAUAAUAGUAAUUCAUCGUCAGGAUGUCGGAAACGUUGCAGCUUAGAGGUACCCUUCGUGGGCAUAAUGGCUGGGUCACCCAAAUUGCUACAAAUCCGAAAUAUCCAGAUAUGCUGUUGUCCUCCUCACGUGAUAAGACAUUAAUUAUGUGGAAAUUGACCCGCGAUGAGGCUAACUAUGGUAUUCCUCAGAAGCGUCUGUAUGGUCAUUCCCAUUUUAUUAGUGAUGUCGUACUAUCAUCUGAUGGCAAUUAUGCUCUGUCCGGUUCUUGGGACAAAACUCUCCGACUUUGGGAUCUGGCAGCUGGUCGUACAACUAGGAGAUUUGAAGACCAUACCAAGGAUGUGCUAAGCGUGGCCUUUUCAGUAGAUAAUCGUCAAAUUGUAUCUGGAUCUCGAGACAAGACAAUCAAAUUAUGGAAUACAUUGGCAGAGUGCAAGUAUACGAUCCAGGAUGACGGUCAUACCGAUUGGGUUAGCUGUGUGCGUUUCUCUCCUAAUCAUUCCAAUCCCAUUAUUGUCUCAGCAGGUUGGGAUCGUGUCGUAAAGGUUUGGAAUCUCACUAAUUGCCGACUGAAAAUUAACCACAAUGGACAUUCUGGUUAUUUGAAUACAGUCACUGUCUCUCCUGAUGGCUCUUUAUGUGCAUCUGGUGGCAAGGAUUGUAAAGCGAUGCUGUGGGAUUUGAAUGACGGAAAGCAUUUACAUACUUUAGAUCACAAUGAUAUUAUCACUGCAUUGUGCUUCAGCCCUAAUCGUUAUUGGUUAUGUGCUGCUUAUGGACCUUGGAUAAAAAUCUGGGAUCUUGAAAGUAAAGAGAUGGUCGAAGAACUGAAACCAGAAGUUGUUUCUGCUGCAAGCAAAGCUGAGCCUCCUCAGUGUUUGUCCCUAGCAUGGUCAACUGAUGGACAGACCCUCUUUGCAGGAUAUUCUGACAACAAUAUCCGUGUUUGGCAAGUCUCAAUACCUGGCCGUUAAGUAUUUUGUACCAUGAUAAAUAAAGGUACAGAAAAAUGAAUA
This is a messenger RNA of Orussus abietinus, 1111 nucleotides long. It is a transcript of the gene Rack1, whose product is annotated as guanine nucleotide-binding protein subunit beta-like protein. The coding region runs from base 116 to 1069 and encodes 317 amino acids. Gene Ontology annotation, cellular component: nucleus; cytosol. Gene Ontology annotation, molecular function: translation regulator activity; ribosome binding; protein kinase C binding. Lineage: Eukaryota; Metazoa; Arthropoda; Insecta; Hymenoptera; Orussidae. Gene Ontology annotation, biological process: rescue of stalled cytosolic ribosome; positive regulation of protein phosphorylation. The record is from RefSeq and is a predicted model, not a curated record. The transcript has 5 exons.